GCGGGAUAUUAGCUAUUUCUUAGCGCUAAUUCUUAUGCAUUAAAAAUAAAAUAAUAAUUAAACUUGACGUUACGCUGAGGUUGAAUCCUUAGUGAAGGAUUUAUUUGUGGUUGAUCCUUGAUGCGCUGGCAACGUCUGAUUGGAUCGGGAAAGGGAUGUGUUUUGUGAGGGGAAGAGAAGCCGAAGCCAUCAAAAGAUUUCGAGUUUCUGAGCUGUAUGAUGCAGCCGGUAACAGCCGAAUCAGAUCCACAGUACAUCGGAAUCCGCCGAAUUCUUCUCCCCCGGAAGUCCGAAUCCGGCGCCAUCUCUCGUCGCUAUGUGAGCUCUCUCUCUCUCUCUCUCUCUCUUUAACCUCUCACUUCAAACCGUUGAGCUUGCUAUCUGAUUGUUGUUUCGUUGAAGGAUUUGAGAUGCAAUGGCAAAGGAUAUGUAACGAAUCUCGCUUCUCUCCUUCUUCUUCUUCCUCCUCUUUUGCGUGUAGUCUAUCUCUUCCUCUGAAACUCUGUUUUUCCUCCGAUCAAACUCCAGCGGUGAAAUCUUCAGGCUUUCCUUUCUACAGUCCAAGCCCUUUGCCUAGCCUAUUCAAACCCUCGGCGGCGAGCGCGAGCUCAACGCCUCUCCGCAUCUUCAAGAGACCUUUCCCCCCUCCUUCCCCUGCUAAGCACAUACGCGCUUUCCUCGCGCGUUGCAACGGCUCCACCAACAAGCCCAACAAGGUCACGAUCCCAGGGAACAGUGGUCGAUGGUUACCUUCACCAGGUCCACUCUCCCAUCAGUUUGAAGCAGAGAGCUUCAGUUCUAGUAGAGAUUUACGGAGUGCUAAUCAGGUUUCGAGCCGGAGAUUGAGUUUUAGCUCGAGUUUCAGUGAUGGUGAUCAUUCCUUUCGCCGUGGUGGUGGUGGUUUUGAACAUGCUUAUUCUUUCGUGGGAAUGCAUUGCAUCUUCGACCAAUGCAAAUCUUCUGUUACUGUUCUGAAGUUUGGCCAUAUGAGUUCUGAUCUACUUGCAUAUGGAGCAUCAGAUGGGACCUUAACUGUUUGUAGUCUCUCGCAAGAGCCUUCUGUCCUCAAGCAGUUGACAGGCCACUCAAAAGAUGUCACAUGUUCGAUUCACUCGUAUUGUUUCCUUUUGUCUUUUUUUUUUCCUGUAUCUUGGGUAAACACCUGCCUGCUUCUUUGAAUUCAUGGCUUGUUUUGAGUUGGAAAUUGUAAAGAAAUUAUAUGUAAUAGAUAGAUCAGCUAUGGAUUCCAUAUUGAGUAACACCAUUGGACAUACAUUUUAGAGUCAAAUCCUUAACUAUUUAAAA
This is a messenger RNA of Brassica napus (rape), 1305 nucleotides long. RefSeq lists its product as uncharacterized. The record is from RefSeq and is a predicted model, not a curated record. Bases 156 to 1178 code for a protein of 340 amino acids. Gene Ontology annotation, molecular function: protein binding. Lineage: Eukaryota; Viridiplantae; Streptophyta; Magnoliopsida; Brassicales; Brassicaceae. The transcript has 3 exons.